Molecule: messenger RNA, 1558 nt
Organism: Phragmites australis (common reed)
Lineage: Eukaryota; Viridiplantae; Streptophyta; Magnoliopsida; Poales; Poaceae
Product: thioredoxin-1-like
Exons: 3
Coding region: 107-781 (224 amino acids)
Source: RefSeq, a predicted model, not a curated record
AGUUGUGUAACACUUCUUCCUGCCUUGCGUUCAUUCCUUGAAAAUAUAGCAGCUUCCUUCCCGGCCCGACCGUACUCCCCGGCACAUUUUCAGAGGAAAAAGCAAGAUGAGUAGGUUGGUGAAAACCCUCCGCACGGAAGAAGAAUUGAAAAAUAAGUUGAAGUCCCCCGAAAAGCUGGUGGUGCUGGAGUUCGUGAAACCGGGCAACCAGGUUUGCGUGUACGUGCAGCCGGAACGGGAGAAAAUAGCCGAAGACCUGAAAGAAAAAGCCGAUUUCUUCGAGCUCGACGUCGACGAGUUCAAGAAAUAUGCGGAGAAGUUACAAGUGGAGGCGCUGCCGGCGUUCGUGGUGAUGCAGAAUUUCGUUAAGAAGCGCCAUGUGGUUGGGACCGACGACCUCAAGAAAGCCAUCGAUGAGGUCCACGCUACAUUCGGAAGGAAAACGCAAGAUGAGACCGCUCCCAAGGACCCUGCAGAAAGGAAAACGCAAGAUGAGUCCGCUCCUAAGGACCCUGAACCAGAACAAACCACACCGGGCUCUGGUUCUGUACAACGUCCCGAACCUUCCUCUCGCGAAAAUACUACGGUCAAACAACUGCACGAGGUAGAUAAUAAUACCAAAUUUUCCCAUCUAGUGACCAAUGGUAAAAAUAGAAAGAUAAGAAUAUAUAAGUUGGAACAAGACGAUGGAACCAUAAUUGGAGAGGCCAAUCUAAAAAUAUAUAUCACAAAGUAUUAUAAAGGCCUUUUUGCAAAUCGGAGCAUAAUAAUUUUGCGAUGAAUGAAUCAAUAAUCAGUGAUAUUUCUCAAGUAAAUGAAAGCGAAAAUGAGAUCCUUACCACCCUUGUUGGAGAGGAGGAGGUGACGAGGGAAAAUUUUCAAAUGGAGCAUAAUAAAUCUUCAGGCCCCGAUAGCUUUCCUGCUGAAUUUUACCAAGUGUUUUGGAAAAUUAUCAAAGACGAUCUCAUGGCCUUAUUCAAGGACUUUCACCGAGGGCAAUUAUCUAUUUUCAGUAUAAACUUCAGUAUCAUUACCCUGUUUCCUAAAAAGAGUAAUGCACUGAAGAUUGAAGAAUAUCGUCCGAUAUACCUCCUUAAUGUCAGCUUUAAAAUUGAUUUCGAGAAAGCUUAUGACAAGGUUAAAUGGCGCUACUAAACAAUGUGAAGUCAAGUAUAUACAAUUAUUUGAAUAUGUUAUUGAAUUUUUGCUUAUGACAAGGUUAAAUGGAGCUGUUCCCACUCAAGAUCAAGGUUUUCUUAUGGUACUUAUAUAGAGGUGUUAUUUUGACUAAGGAUAAUUUGGCAAAAAAAAUAGGAAGGGUAGCUUAAAAUGUUGCUUUUGCAACCAAAACAAAAGCACUCAACAUUUGUUUUUUAUUGUUAUUUUGCUAGGUCCAUUUGGCAUAUAAUCACUAUUCCCUUGGGAAUCUAAAAACCUAGAUGUAUGGGCCAUCUAAUGGGAAAUUGUCUAAGAACCGGGGGGCUACUAAAUCAGGACUUCUUGUAGGAGUGGCUGUUAUUUUUUUGUCUAUAUGGUUUUGUCAUAAUGAUAUUGUCUU